This is a messenger RNA of Salvia splendens (bonfire salvia), 1832 nucleotides long. RefSeq names its product stemmadenine O-acetyltransferase. The coding region runs from base 37 to 1527 and encodes 496 amino acids. The transcript has a single exon. The record is from RefSeq and is a predicted model, not a curated record. Lineage: Eukaryota; Viridiplantae; Streptophyta; Magnoliopsida; Lamiales; Lamiaceae.
ACCACAUUCCCAUCUCCUUUCUCCAAUCCAUACAAAAUGAAAAUGGAAGCCGAAACAAUCUCGAAAGAAUUCAUCAAACCUUCUUCACCAACACCCCUAGACAAAAAAACAUACACCCUUUCCUUACUCGACCAAAUCGUUCCUCCCAUCUACGUUCCUCUCGUUUUAUACUUUCCCAACCCUCAAAAUCUCUCUCAAAUCACACCCCAACUGCAGCAAUCUCUCUCCACAACUCUCUCUCUCUUCUAUCCCUUAGCAGGGAGACUCAAAGACUCCCUCUCCGUCGACUGCAAUGACGAGGGCAUCGCCUUCGUUGUUGCGAAAUUCGCCUACAGCCUCUCCGAUUUCCUGCGAAACCCCGACGCCACCGCCUCCCGCUGCCACAUCCCCACCCCGCUCACCUGGGCCGAACCUGGCCCUGGCUCGCCUGUUGCCAUGGCCCAGCUCAGCCACUUUGCCUGUGGCGGCGUCGCCGUCGGUGUACUCAUCCUUCACAAGGUCGCCGACGGCGUCGCUAUCGGCUCGUUUGUAAAAUACUGGGCCAGGGCAGCAGUCGCAAUUGCUGCCCUAGACCCUGUGCCGCCCAACUGGGCAGCACAGUUGCUCUUCCCGCCUACCGAGAGCUUGAGCCGGGAAGAGCAGUCUGCUGCCUUGGCUCCUGCGCCGCCUGACUAUGCGGCGCAAUUGCUCUUCCCGCACAACGAGAGCAUGAGGCGGGAACAGCAUCUCUUCUCCGCCAUGAAGCGGUACUUCGGCUUCGGGAAGACCACGAUGCGCCGCUACGUGUUCGGCGCGGAGUCGAUAUCCCGGCUCCGCGCGCGUCUUUCCAAGCCCGGGACGUCGCGGCCGACGCGCGUCGAGACGGUCUCGGCGUUCCUGUGGAAAUGCUUCAUGACAGCCUCCGCAACCUGUGCAGGCGGCGGGGGCGUGUCGCUGGUGACGCACGGCGUCAACAUGCGGCGGAAGUCGGAGCUGCCGCUCUCUGAGAACAGCUUCGGCAACCAUGUGUGGCUCGUGCCGGCGUCUAGCGAGAACGGAGAAGCCGAUAGGGAUUUGAAAACACUUUUUUCCAAAGUGAGAGAAGCCAUAGUUAAAGUGGAUGUUGAGUUUGUGGAAAGAAUGAAGGGCGAUGUGGGGUUUGCAGGCUAUUGCACGAAUCUCGAGGAUUCCUUGAGCGCCUUUCCCGAGAAGGCCGAUUAUCUGGCUAUCUCGAGUUGGUGCAAUUUUGGGAUUUACGACGUGGAUUUUGGGUGGGGUCGGCCGGUUUGGGUUACCAAGUGCGAUGGCGGGAGUGAUGUGGAGUGGCCUUUUAUCAAUGUGCUUUGGUUGAUCGAUACAAGGGAAGGGGAUGGAGUAGAAGCGUGGUUGACUCUUGAACAACGUUGUUUUGAGGAGUUUGAUAAAAUUAAGGAGGUUGGAGAUUAUGCUUUGAUUGAUCCUAGUCCAUUGGAGAAGCUUGAUAAAAUUAAGGAGGUUGGUGAUCAUGCUUUGAUUGAUCCUAGUCCGUUGGAGAUCAUCCAAACAUAGGUUCUAAGUAAUGGGAUGGUGAAAUCUUGAUACAUUUCAAUCAUGUUGUGUUGGAUGCAUCUAUUAAGUAUGUUGGCUACUUUGUGAGAAUGUUUUGGUUAAUUUUAAUUUUGGGAAUGCUCCAUAGGGUUUCAACUUCCAACACCUCUACUCUAAUGGUGUGGCCAACUUCUCUCUUUUGUGGGAAUGAAGCUUCUUAAAUAAAAAUGUAGUAUUAGAGAAAAUAUGCAAUGUUAUACCCCAAUGUAUAAACUGUGUAGAUUAAUGUUUUAUGUACAUUUGAUAAUAUUAAUCUGAUUUGUUUA